GGGCCAUCAACAAACGGCUUCAACAAAGGUCAACAUAAGUUAAAUACAACAAGCAAGCUUUCCCCAGCCCGAUAUCUGUGGAAAGUAAUCCUCCUUCUCCAUAUUCUCCCAUUCAUACAACCAUCGAUCCCACGGCUCAAACAAUUCGUUUUCCGUGCACUUUAUAUCAUUCCAUACGCUUUCUCCUUGUUCCCCAUUAGCAGUAGCAGAGCUACCGUAGAAUCUCAGAGGAGUAUCUCAACCUGGGGCAGACAUCAUGGACGACGACGACAGAGAAUCGAAUGCGAGCUCGGACAACGAGCAGGAUGAGAUCAUGGAGGAUGUUGAUGACGGCGAAGGCUACAACAAUGAGGCAGAAGAGGAGGACAAUGAUAAUGACAUGGAUAACGAUAAUGAUAACGAAAACGAGAACGAGAUGGACAACGAAAACGACAACGACAACGACAACGACAACGACAAUGACAACGACAACGACAAUGACAAUGACAACGACAAUGACAACGACAAUGACAAUGAUAAUGACAACGACAACGAUGACUACGACCGAGAUCAGGACAUGACGGCGGAGGAUGCCAUUGAUAAGACGGAUGGUGCUUCAACGGGUGGUCGGUCACAGUCGCAGCCAUCAGGAACAGCAGCGGACCUAAGGACAAGAGAUGGUGCGACAUCAGCACCCGAUGCCGCAGGUUCCCCAGGAUCGAGGCUGUCCCCCUCUGCCGGAACAAAACCCUCCCCACGAGAAGCCCUCUUGGCACGCCUCUUCGCGCCGGUCCGACCAGAGGCCGUGUCUGCGAGGCUCUACGAUAUCGUUCCCACCAUGGCUGCCCCGCAAGCCACCAGCAUCAACGCCAUCGCCGUCACGCCGGACCUGCGCUUCUGGUUAAGCGGGGGCUCGGACGGCUACAUCCGAAAAUUUGAUGGACCCGGCACCAUCAACGGGAGGCAGCUCCUCACCGUGGCCCAGCGGCACCCCUUCGUCGACAGUGUGGUCAAGGCGGGUGUCCUCAUGUCGUACUGGGAGAACGACGAACCGAGUCAACCCAACGGCCGCGGCGUCGAGGAGCACAACCUCUCCCCCGUCUACUCCCUCGCCGUGCAUUCCCAGGCGCUCUGGGUCCUUUCCGGCUGCGAAUCCGGCGGCAUCAAUCUCCAGAGCGUGCGCCAUGAUGAAGGCAAGCGCAUCACCUGCCUCCAGCAGCACACCAAUGCCGUCAGCGUCUUGACGCUGGCCCAAGAUGAGAAAAGCGUUCUCAGUGGGAGUUGGGAUAAAAGAAUACUGGAUUGGGACCUGAACACAGGCAAUGUGAAGCGCAGUUUUGACGGUACGGGCGGACAGAUCUCUGCCAUCGAACUACGGCCCGUCAACGGUGCACCGAUUCCUGCCGAAGCAUCCGAUUUCAGUAUCAAGACCGGAACCUUCUUCUCCAACAACAGCACCAGGCCGGUAGCAACCGGGACUUUCAGCACUGCCAGGGCGGGCGGCGGCGGCGGCGGCGGCGACCCACCGCGGAACAACUCUGCGGGGGCCGAUGGCGAUGGCGACGGCGACGGCGAUGGCGACGGCGAUGGCGAUACACGGGAAACCCAAGCCUCGCCUGCGCAUGAGUCCCUGUUCGGUGGCAGCGACACCGGUUCUCUCUUUGGGGAGACGGUCGGCGGGGGGUUCGGCGGAGAGGACGACGACGAGUUCUCGAGAGCUAUGGGCAUGAGUCUUGAUGAUGGUUCGGGUCAAGAUGGCGGGCUGGAUCAUUCGGCCGACAACGCCACCUUCAACUCGGGCACCGCGCCGCCUCCUCCACCCCAAGAACCACAGUCUGACAACCAGGACAACGGAGGCACCAGCCCCGGACAGCAGCCAGCCCAGCCCCCGCCGUCUGACGAGCCAGCGACAGCAUCGGGGUCGACUUCUGCACCGGCACCGGCGGCAGAGAGGACGGCCCCAUUGGGCCAGGAGCCAGCAAAUGGCCAGACGACGGACACUCCUAUGAUGGAGGCGACAGCACAAGAUCCACCCCCACCCUCACCCCCACCACCAACUUCCUCAGCCCAACCCGAGGCACGAGCCUCCCCCCAACCCCCCGCGGGUCCUGCGUCGCUGAAAGAGCCUCCGGCAUCGCCAUCCCUCGUCUUCUCAUCCCAGCCGCCGCCACCUGAGCACGACCCCACCCAGAGUGCCGAUACGGUCUUCUUCUCCGCCGCCAUCGACGGCACGCUACGCAUUUGGGACCGGCGCGUCCAGAACGCCGUUGCGCGUAUCGCCACCCGGCCAGGGGUGCCUCCUUGGUGCAUGGGUGCCUGCUGGAGCCCAGACGGUAACUGGAUCUACGCUGGCCGGCGGAACGGCACCGUGGAAGAGUACAGUAUUCAUAAGGCCCGGAAUGGAUGGGAGCCGGAACGGGCACUGAAGUUCCCGACUGGCAGUGGUGCCGUCAGCGCCGUACGGGCCAUGCCCAACGGGCGACAUCUCAUAUGUGCUUCGCACGAUAUCCUCCGCCUCUAUGACACGCGUGAUACGGCAGCGUUCAAGCACUCGAGAGUGCCCUUCCUGAUUGUUCCCGGUCCACCCCGUGCUGGCGUCAUAUCCGCUCUGUACAUCGAUCGUACAUGCCGCUACAUGAUAUCUGCAGCCGGCACACGCGGUUGGGAAGGCACCUGCACAGAAUCCCUGAUUGGGUAUGAAAUCAACGUGGUCAAUGAUAAGUAGGCGGUCAUGUAGGUGGGUGGUGAGAAUGACAGACGAACCCCCUUUGAGGCUGGCUAUUCUAUUCUGUCACUUUGGUCCUCUGGUUCUUUGGAUGGGUAAGCAUAAGGUAGUAGUAGACAUGCUGAUGAUGUCUUGGUGUCGGAGUUGGGAGACGAGUUGGGAGACGGCGACAGCAUUCAUCAAGGGCGCAAGAAGGGCUAAACGGAACAAUACCCCUUUUUCUUUCGUGGAAAUUAUGCUAGAAACCAGCGGUCGUGCGACUUUACCUGGCGUUGAUCCAAUGGACAUAUCACUAGCCUUAGUAUACCUUAUCCUGAGACAGGUGCAAUCGGUAACUCGUUCAUGUCGGCGAUGUCUGGCCCUCAAGCCGCAUACCGCGUAACGGAGCUGCGGCGGUGCACAGGUAUUUACCUCUACAGUUCAGUCACAAUGGUCGAUAUCCAUGCUAGCUAACAAG
This is a messenger RNA of Sodiomyces alkalinus F11, 3161 nucleotides long. RefSeq names its product WD40 repeat-like protein. Bases 257 to 2704 code for a protein of 815 amino acids. Gene Ontology annotation, biological process: regulation of transcription by RNA polymerase II; chromatin organization. Lineage: Eukaryota; Fungi; Ascomycota; Sordariomycetes; Glomerellales; Plectosphaerellaceae. Gene Ontology annotation, cellular component: SAGA complex. The transcript has 3 exons. Gene Ontology annotation, molecular function: transcription coregulator activity; TBP-class protein binding. The record is from RefSeq and is a predicted model, not a curated record.